Molecule: messenger RNA, 2153 nt
Organism: Lepisosteus oculatus (spotted gar)
Lineage: Eukaryota; Metazoa; Chordata; Actinopteri; Semionotiformes; Lepisosteidae
Gene: ydjc
Product: YdjC chitooligosaccharide deacetylase homolog
Biological process (GO): carbohydrate metabolic process
Molecular function (GO): deacetylase activity
Source: RefSeq, a predicted model, not a curated record
GGACGUCGCUUGUUAGGUUAGAUCGGGGUGGGGGCGGCAUCCUGUUCAAGCGUCUCGCUGGAAGACUCAAGCGCGUCCACGAGGGGCACGCUGAAGCCUUCGCCGUGCACACGCACACCGGCCGGGGUCCGUCCAGAGACUCUGAUUAACCUGGACACCCGGCUCUUUGGACUGCAAGCGCGGACCGGGACACUCAAGAGAACAUGUGAACCAGCAGCGCUAAUCUCCACCCCGCCGGUUCAGUAGUUUCUCUGCCGCAUACGGAGCACGAAGACAACAGAUGACACACUGACACAUAGAGUAUAGCUGAAGACGCCCCCAGCCCCGAAUUUCUCAUCUGGCGCGAGUUGCAGGAGCGGGCGGACCUGCGGUCAGAGAGGAUGCCACAGCCCAGAAUCAGGUUGGUGGUGACCGGCGACGAUUUUGGGUACUGUCCGCGGAGGAACCGGGGAAUCGUCGAGUGUUUCCUGUCCGGGGCGGUUUCCAACGUUUCGCUCUUGGUCAACGCCGGCUCGGCUAAGGACGGCGCUGAGCUAGCCAGGCGGUACAGCAUUCCGAUCGGCCUCCACGCCAACCUCUCGGAGGGUCUCCCGAUCUGCGAGCAGCUCCAGAAGGGAUCCUCGCUGGUAAACCACAAGGGGUAUUUCCAUGGAAAAAUGGGCUUCCGGAAGGCUUUACGGAAUGGGCAGCUGGAUAUGGCAGAGGUGGAGCUGGAGCUCCGGGCUCAGGUCACCCUGUUCUGUGACCUGACUGGCCACCUGCCUCACCACAUGGACGGGCACCAGCAUGUCCACAUCCUGCCAGGAGUGCGGGAGGUGUUCGCCUGCGUGAUGUCCGACUGUCAGAUCCGGUUCACUCGGGUCCCACUGGAGCCUGGCCUGCAAGCCUGCUCCUGGCUUCCUCUGCACCUCAGGGACUUCUACACCCAGGUGGAGCAGGAUGCCCGGGAAUCCGUCGGCGUCUUUCUGAAGCAUGGCAUCAGGUGGCCUGAUGUCUACAUUGGCCUUACGACUAUGGGCAGAAACAUGUCAGUCGCCAGAAUUAAAACGGCCAUUUCCCAUGCCCUGGAGACGCCACCUGCCAAAGAGAACGGAAUGACGAGCCACCGGCCUGAGCUCGCACUGGUGUCCGGGGUCUCCGAGCGGGACCACGUCCUGACCAUGGAGCUGAUGGUCCACCCGGGCUAUCCCAGCCUGCCCUUGGAAGGGGGCUGCGGGGAGGGGCCGGAUGACUUCUCGCAAUCCUCCGACCGCCAGCACGAGAUGGAGACCCUGAAGGACCCCAGACUGCUGAAAUUUUACAAGGAAACAAAAAUCCAGCUUUGUGCUUUCAAAGACCUUUAAACAGCCCGGCACAUAAAUUCGUCCCUUUUGUGUUUCAGGGGGUCACUAUAGUCGGAUACUAACACUGCAGUGGAAAUCACACAAUAUGGAUGAGUAUAUAACAUUAUUUUUAGGUAGACACACAUUCUAGUGUGUUGGUUAUUGGAGACACAAUGGAACACACCUCUUGUCCUCAUUCCAGAGAAAGACUCUACCAGCAUAUUGGCCACUGAAGGGGGGCUUAAAAUUAUUUAGUUGUAUCUCAAAAGAAUGUACUUUUAUUAAUUUUAAUUUGUGUGAUGUGUAAUGUUUACCUUCUUAAAAUUAUUCAGUGCUGAUCUGCACAAAUCAGUUAUUUCAAAGCCGUGGUGAUUUAGGUUGACAGAUGUUAAAAGCACAGUUUUGUAAGACGGCUUUUGAAAAAACAUGCAAAAUAUUAACGGGAUAAAGUGCAUAAACUUGAAAUAUAUAUGAACACUACACAUCUUUAGAAGACUUAUGAAAAACUGCUAUUUUUAAAACAGAACUUCACUGAUCACACAUGAAUUCUUUCUUGCAGAUUCCUAUUUUAAACCAAGUACUGUAUUUACAUUUCUGAAAUGCCUGUUAAACUAUGUUGAGUGUUUCAUGUUGUAAUUGUGCAAUACAAAAGUGUUUUACACAAGAUUAAAGCAAGACUGCAUUAACAUUGCUUAGUAGAUCAGUUACCAGACGUGAGAAAGCACAUUUAUCCUGAUGCUGAAGGAUGUACUAUAGCGACUUUGCUCACGUUGAGUUGAACCAAAAUCUGUUUUUUUAAUAAAGGCCAUUUAUAAGGAAUUUGAAUCUAAA